Hyalella azteca is the source of this 3758-nucleotide messenger RNA. Its product is annotated as kielin/chordin-like protein. NCBI's taxonomy places the organism in Eukaryota, Metazoa, Arthropoda, Malacostraca, Amphipoda, Hyalellidae. Gene Ontology annotation, molecular function: protein binding; serine-type endopeptidase inhibitor activity. The transcript has 27 exons. Bases 91 to 3672 code for a protein of 1193 amino acids. Gene Ontology annotation, cellular component: cell surface; plasma membrane. The record is from RefSeq and is a predicted model, not a curated record.
CGAGGAACGGCAACCGGCAGACAGACGCUGACUCUCGUGCGAGUCACACGUGUGUUGCUGAUUCCCGGGAAAAACUUGAGGACGUUCGUAAUGCGUUUGUUAUUUGCAAUAUUUGGGCUUUGUGCUCUUGUACUUUUCGCUGAAGCAACAGGGCCAGUCGAAAGCGCCGGCCCUAGACCUGCUACGUGCACGGACGGCUCUUCGUGGUUCGAUGGCUGCAACAACUGCUGGUGCAUGGGAGGAGCGACUGCCUGCAGCUUGAAGUUUUGUCCUGAUGGGACCAAAAAGCCCCCUACGUGCGUGGACGGCAGCCGGUGGAUGAUGGACAACUGCAACUGGUGCAGCUGCAGCAGCGGGACACCUGUCUGCACGAAGAGAGCCUGUCUGCCUGCCUGGGCCGCGUCGUCCUCGUCCAAUUCAGAUCGGAGCCUCGAUGCUUCAGACACGAAUGCUGUUAGGACUGAUGCUGCAGCAGGCGACGCCGUUUCAGCUGCAGCAGGCGAAACAGACGAGCCAGAGUGUGAAGGUACUGAAGGUCGCUGGCGCGUAGGGUGCAACUGGUGCCGCUGCAAUGAAAAAGGUUUCACCGUCUGCACCAAACGUCUGUGUCAUCCCGCGCUGCUGGAACGUCUAGCCGACACGCCUGUGUGCGAGGGAAAUGCUCGCUGGCGCGACGACUGCAACUGGUGCAGCUGCACCGCUACUGGUAUUGCCGCCUGCACACUCAAGGGCUGUAUUUCAAUGCUGCCGCCUCGUCCCGCUGCGGUCAUCACCAGCAGUUCUGAAGACUCCCCAGCAGCAGACGACGACCCGACGUGUGAAGUGACGCAGCCAACAGACCGGUGGCGCGAAGACUGCAACUGGUGCCGCUGUCUGCACGGCCGCGGCGCCUGCACCAAGCGAGGCUGUCCCCCAGGACUGAGAGAUCGACUGUCCAGCACCCCAGAGUGCGAGGGCGGCGCCCGCUGGAAGGUUGACGACUGCAACUGGUGCUCCUGCAGCGACGGCAGGGCUGUCUGCACCACCAGGGCCUGUCUCGGUGGGGACGCUGCGGAUUUGCCAGCGACCUCCGAAGAAGGAGCGAAAUACGAACCCGAUUGCGUGGGCACCUCAACGUGGACCGAGAGCUGCAACAACUGCCACUGUGCAAACGGCGUCAAGGCUUGCACCCUCAAAGGCUGCCUUACUGAAGUGGAAGACACGUGUCAAGAGGGUGCGGUCUGGAAGAAGGACUGCAACUGGUGCUCUUGCACAAACAACAGACCGGUGUGCAGUAGGCGUCUCUGCCCCACGAAACCAGCCGGAGAGAAUGAAGGUCUGACGGAAGUUGCGUGUCUCGAAGGCUCCACAUGGAAGGAUGACUGCAACACUUGUACCUGCACCAACGGUCACGCUAUAUGUACCCUCAGGGCUUGUAUUGGACCUUUUCGAAGACCCGCCGUUAUACCAGACCCUCGACAACCCCAGAUCGAGGAGAGAUCUCAGACCGAGGAUAGACCCGCGGUUAUACCAGACCCAAGACGACCUCAGAUCGAGGAGAGACCUCAGACCGAGUAUAGACCCGCGGUUAUACCAGACCCAAGACGACCUCAGAUCGAGGAGAGACCUCAGAAUGAGGAUAGACCCGCGGUUAUACCAGACCCAAGACGACCUCAAGUACAGCCACGGCCCAGCACUGGCGUGGAUGUGCCCAGAGAUGAUCGGGACUGCGUACCUGGGUCCCGGUUUUCGGUGGACGGUUGCAACUGGUGUACCUGCACCGAGAGAGGACUCGGUGUCUGCACCCUCAUGGCAUGCUUCAAAAGAAUGGACAUUGUGUGUGAGGAGGGCGCGCGGUGGAAGCAAGGGUGCAACUGGUGCAGCUGUGUGGGCGGGAGAGCUGCGUGUACAGAGAUGGCCUGUUUUGAUGAUGUUCUGACUUCGCCUCUGCCUGGCGCGACGGUACUGGAAGACGGUACUCUGGAAGGCACUCCCGCCAGUGUGCAGUGCAAGUCUGGGUCCCGCUGGACGCACCAGUGCAACAAGUGCGAGUGCAAUGACGACCAGACCUCUGUCUGCACCAACGACCCUGUCUGUGACCCUGAGAAGUCUGAAGAAAAUGAUACAUGUGAGGAAGGGGCCGAGUGGAAGCAGGACUGCAACGUGUGUCAGUGUGGGGGCGACGGCAGGCCUGUCUGCACCACCAGAAAGUGCUCCGGAAGCGAAGUCACGACCCUCGAAUCAUACGAGGAGUGCCGGCCGGGCUCGUCAUUCCGCGAGGCCUGCAACUUCUGCCGCUGCUCCAACAAGGGCCUUAAGCUCUGCACCAAGAUGUUCUGUCUGCCUGAUUACAAAAUUGUAGGCCCGCAGUGCAGCAACGGCUCUGUCUUCCUAGACGCCAACAACUGCAACUGGUGUCACUGCGUCGACGACAGCAUCACCUGCGCUGUGGGACGAAGCUGCGCCCGGAGGCGCAAAGCAGCUACAACUCCGACGCGCGCGGUACCGGCGAUCGCCGCCGUGACGCGCGGCCGUACGCCGGUGCCGGCGCCCUCCGACGAGCAGUGCGUCGACGGCACAUCAUGGCUGCAGGACUGCAACAGGUGUCGCUGCAUCGCUGGAGUAGUGGCCUGCGACCGACGCGCCUGCCUCCCCUCCCCUCGACGUGACGAGCGACCCUCGUCCUUUGCUGCCGCGCCCGACACAAGCCGCUGCUACAAGCCUGCUGACUCAGGGCCUUGCUUCGCUUCGUUUAGGAGAUUCAGGUUCAACGCAGAAAACAACCGCUGCGAGGCGUUCCUGUACGGCGGCUGCGCGGGCAACGACAACAAUUUCGAGUCCGCGAGCGAGUGCCAGCGCACCUGUGGGGGCGAUGCUCCUGUGCUAGACGCAACGUGCGACAGAAAAAGAUGCCCGAACCACCGCGAGGUUGCCUACAUGGCCGUCCGUGGCUGCGUGCCUGAGUACAAGGAUGGCAGUUGCUGCCCUACCAAUUUCAAGUGUUCUGAGAUUCCCAGCAGUGGCGAGAAAGGCUGUGUCUACGAAGGCAAGACGUACGACCUCGGCGCCGACGUACCCGUCAGAGAUCCCUGCUCGAGAUGCCGGUGUUCACGAGGAAUUUCCGACGCUGAGCUGAUCUGCGUCUCGGUGGAGUGUCCCUCUCUCUUCCAAGCCCCUGAUCCUUUCUGCCGACAACUCUUCAGGCUUGACCAGUGCUGCUCCUAUGACAAGGAAUGCGUGUCACCAGUUCCCGGCGCCAUGGAACCCCCUCCAAGAACUGACGGUGUCACCUGCUCGUCUGAGGGCCGUACGUACCAAGAGGGCGACAAGAUGUAUUUCGACACGGCGCCCUGUCAACGCUGUGUGUGCGCCCGCAACUACACCAGUCCCUACGGCGAUAACUGCACCCCUGUUGACUGCGGCUAUGAUACGCGGAGCGUGAAGCGGAUCCGCAGCGGCUGCGUGCCGCUGUACUACAAGGAGAGGUGCUGCCCUAUCACUUACAUCUGCUUGGGUGACAAGCGUAUCGCCUCUGACCAGUCGCAGGCCAAUCCUGACGGCGUGACCGAAGAUGUGUGCGAGUUCGGCGGCGUCAUCGUGGCCAGAGGACGACAGCUUGCAACCACCGAGACCAAGAUCAAGUGUACGUGUCAAACUCCUCCCUCCGUCACUUGUGUUCAGGACCAAAACUGAAUCAGCCACUUAUUACCAAGAGAUGCAUUGACCACAGCUGCUUAGGUGCCAGGGCCUAUACUUUCAAAAAAGUUAAGAGAUCGUAA